Saprolegnia diclina VS20 is the source of this 2009-nucleotide messenger RNA. RefSeq lists its product as hypothetical. The record is from RefSeq and is a predicted model, not a curated record. The transcript has a single exon. NCBI's taxonomy places the organism in Eukaryota, Oomycota, Saprolegniomycetes, Saprolegniales, Saprolegniaceae. Bases 12 to 1976 code for a protein of 654 amino acids. Gene Ontology annotation, molecular function: glutathionylspermidine synthase activity; glutathionylspermidine amidase activity.
AUUUUCGGCGCAUGCCACGGGUAAUGCGACCCCACGAUGAGCUGGCAGUUAGCAAUUGUGGCAUGGAACUGCCGGCCGCGCCGCUCGUCGUACCAUUCGGGACGCUCCUCGGCAUCACGGAUGGCGGCGUCCACGUCUACUGCUGCGACUACACGACGCUGACGGACGACGCGCGCGCCAACCGCGACGACUUUAAGAGCGUCUUCAAUGGGAUCACGACCGGCUACAAGUGGCAGUGCGUCGAGCUCGGGCGGCGCUACCUGCUCGUCAACUUUGGCGUCGUCUUUGACAACAUUGCGAUGGCGUACGAUAUCUUCCGCCUCAAGAACGUCCGGCGUGUCCAAGAUGACCAGCUCGUGCCCAUGCAUUCGAACGUCAACGGCGAGGCCACCGAGCUGCCCGUGAAGGGCUCGCUCCUCAUCUGGAACCCCGUCGGUGAGUUUGAGCGCACAGGUCACAUUGCAGUCAUCGUCCACGCCGAGAACGACUAUGUCGACAUUGUCGAGCAAAACGUCGAGGACGAGGUGUGGCCCGCCGGCCAAACCUACUCGCGCCGGCUCAAAGCCACUGUCGACGAAGACUCGGGGGCGUACACAAUCGUGUGCACGUACGCCGACUCGUCGAUCCUCGGCUGGAUGACCAUCGACAUGGAGACCGAGUACAACUACGAAGACGUCAUGCUCGCAACGCCCAGCGACUUAAGCCGGCGCGAGGUCACCGUGUCGGCGGCGGCUGCGGUCGCGUCGUGGCUCGACCCAAGUGCUCCGUACGUGCAGACGUUCCUCGCGACGCCGGGCGCGGCGCUCGCACCGGGCGCAUCGCCGUACUUUACGCUCACGUCGCACGGGCAGACCGCGCUCGAGUAUGCCACCGACCACCUCCACCACAUGUUUCUCGACGCGACCGACUACGUUCUGCACCACGAGAAGGAGCUCGGGCCGCAUUUCCGCAUUCCACAAAAGCUCUGGCCGCGCAUUCGCCGGUCGUGGUUCCGGCGCAAGCCCGACUGUGUCGCGGGCCGCUUCGACUUUACCUUGACGCAAGACGGUCUCAAGGUGUACGAGUACAACGCCGACUCGGCCUCGUGUCUCCUCGAGUGCGGCCUCACGCAGGACGCGCUCGCGUCGGUAUUGGGGCUGCCCGGCCAUAGCAACAGCGCCAAACUCUUUACCAAGCUCGUCGAUACGUGGACAGCCCGACGUGUCAUUGGCCCCCUGCACUUGCUCUGCGACGACGAGCCCGAAGAGAUCUACCACGCCCAGUACAUGGCGGCCGCCGCGACCGCCGCGGGCCUCGAGACGCAUGUGGUCGUCGGUCUCGGCGGCCUUCAGCGCAGCGGCCACGAUAUUUUGGACGCGUCGGGCAACCUGCUUACCAAUGUGUGGAAGACGUGGGCGUGGCGCACGGCGCUCAACGAGCUCUCGGACGACGAGUGGGCCGGGUACCUCUUUGAAGACGACGCGGUCGACCCCAAGGCGCUAACGACGCCCAAGUACCGCGAGCGCGCCGGCACGACGACCAUUCUCCUCGUCGAUGUCCUGCUGCACCCUGCAAUUCGCAUUUUCGAACCACUUUGGACCGUCUUGCCGAGCUCAAAGGCCAUUUUGCCCGUGCUCACCAAGCUGUACCCCAAGCACCCGCUCUUGCUGGCGUCGUCGUUCACACUCACGCCCGAGCUGCAAGCGUCUGGGUACGUGAUCAAACCCGUGACGGGUCGCGCCGGGGCCAACAUCUCGGUGGUCGACGCCAACGGCACUGUCUUGUCGCAGUCGCAUGGUCGCUGGACCGACGACUCGCCCGUGUACCAGGAGAUCGCCCUCCUCCCGCAAUACGCCGGCGAGUACGUCCAGCUCGGCGCGUGGGCGAUCGGUGGCGUCUACGGUGGCGCCGUCGUGCGCGCCGACCCGACCAACAUCAUCCGCUUCGAGUCGCCCAUCUACCCGAUGCGCGUGCUCGACGAGACCGCGUCAGCGUAAUAAAAGAAGAUAUAUCCUUGCAUUUAUCCCUGA